Cajanus cajan (pigeon pea) is the source of this 2344-nucleotide messenger RNA. RefSeq lists its product as uncharacterized. Gene Ontology annotation, molecular function: oxidoreductase activity, acting on paired donors, with incorporation or reduction of molecular oxygen; monooxygenase activity; heme binding. Lineage: Eukaryota; Viridiplantae; Streptophyta; Magnoliopsida; Fabales; Fabaceae. The record is from RefSeq and is a predicted model, not a curated record.
GACAACGUGGUCCGAAUAGAAAGUCAGAACGAACACCAUCACCAACAUUGUUCUUAUUCGUAACCCCCCAAUCCCCACUCUUUCUCUCUCUCUCUCUCUCCCAUUGGUUCCACAAAAUGAACGACACAAUCUCUUCUCUCCCCACACCCUUGUUGUCUCUUCUUCACUUUCUUCACGCCAGAGGCAGGUCCUCCUCCUCUUCUUGCGUCCACUCUCCCUCUCAGCUUCUCAGGGACUUCGCCACGCGAGAGCUCAAUGCUUUUCUCUGGCUCUCUCUCGUUGCUGCCACCACCCUUUUGCUCAAGAGAUUCUUCACCAUCUUUGGCUUGUGGCACAGGGCCAAAACCAUUCCCGGGCCUCCCUCUCCCUCUUUCUUCGGCCACCGCAACCUCUUUUCCCGCCAAAAUUCCACCUUUACUGAUGUGUUGUCAGAAUCUCAUCAAAAGUAUGGACCUAUUGUUAAGCUUUGGUUAGGUCCUACUAAGCUUUUGGUCUCAGUUAGGGAUCCAGCACUAAUUCAACAGAUGCUUAUAAAGGCUGAGGAUAAGUUGCCUUUUACUGGAAAAGUGUUUCAUCUUGCCUUUGGGCAAUCAAGUCUCUUUGCCCCGUCCUUUGAAAAGGUGCAAAAGAGAAGGGAGUUAUUGGCAAAUGAAUUAAAUGAAAGAUUGUUGAAGAAUGAUGAUCUGAUUCCUAUGAAAGUUGCAGACUUCAUCACAGAUAAAAUAGAAAACAUCAGAACCAAAGGAGGUAUUGAUUCUAGAUUGGUUUCUCAGCAUUUGGCUUUCACAAUAAUGGGAGCUACGUUCUUUGGAGAUGGUUUCUUAGCCUCACCAAAGGCUGCAAUAUAUGAGGAACUGUUUAUGAUGAUUGCUAAAGAUGCUUGCUUUUGGGCCUCCUUUAAUGUUACUCCUUUUUGGAGACUUGGAUUUUGGAGGUAUCAAAGCUUAUGCAGAAAAUUAAAAUGCUUAACUGAAGAUAUCCUUCAACAUUGCAGAAAAGGUUGCAAAUUAUUUGGCCAUACUGACCAAGAUGUACAUAAUGAAAGUUCCAACAAAGAAAUGAAGUCAGCACAUGGUGCACAAUGUUGUUCUGAUGAUGGGUUUCAAGAUUACUAUUUCUUUCGUGACCUUAAGGAUCAUCAAAAUGGUAAAGAAGAACCUAGUGGAAACGUCUUGCGUAUGGUGUUUCAUGGAUGUCAAACUACAUCUGCUUUAAUCACCAAUGUAUUGACUAGGCUUGUCAUUCAUCUGGAAAUACAGGAUAAGGUUUAUUCGGAGAUUAGCAUGGUAGGAAGAAACCCGUCAAAAUAUGAGCAUGAAGAUGUUUAUAGGAUGCCUUUGUUAUUGGCUACAAUUUACGAGUCAGCACGCCUUCUUCCCACUGGUCCCAUGCUGCAGAGGUGUUCUUUGAAACAUGACUUGAGCUUUGCAACUGGUGUAACCAUACCUGCUGGAGCUGUACUCGUUGCACCCGUCGAAUUGAUACAGAAGGAUGACUCCAGUUGGGGGAGUGAUGCAAGUGAUUUUAAUCCUUACCGAUUUCUCUCCACUGGUACAAAGGGAUCAGGUUCUGCUGAAGAAGAACUUGAAGACUUCUCCAGUGCAGGUUUUGUACUGAAUGAUCCAAAUGAAAAUGCUGCAUUUCUUCCUUUUGGAUCUGGUACACGUGCUUGCAUUGGACAGAAAUAUAUCAUCCAACUUGUUGCCUCAUUGUUGGCAUCAUUACUAAAAAAAUAUAAGAUACGGCUUAACACAGAAUCAGAUAAUGACUCAAACACAACCUUGAAGAAUAAUCUUCUUCGGCAUCAUCUCAAUUCACAUAUAUUAUUUGUGAGAAGGGAUCAGUGAAGGAGAAACACAAGCAUACUAUGUAGAUAAAGUUGGUGUUGUAAUCUAAGUCGGUGACACCGAUAAAUGUGGACCUUUUCACUUUUUCCAAAAUGACUGGGGAAGCUCUCCCUUGGCUCAUUAUGAUCAUCUGGGAGGAUGUAACCUGAGUUCCUUAGCUCAAGUUUUUUUUCUCCCAGUUUUUCAACAUUUGCCCUAGUGUUGGCUUCAGGCCCUGACACAUCUUUUUGUUGGUGUUUUAAGCACUUUGGGUCAAUUGUUGCUUUUGGAGCCUUGGGUUUUCCUUCCCCUUCUUUGGAUGUGAAGCUUUCUUUUCUGAUGCUACCAACUUUUUCACUUCUGAAGGAAGUUUGUUCUUGUACCACCAUGAUGUUGUUAGAAUAAAAUAUACUUGGAUAUUUAGUAUCUCUUAACUAUCGAAACUUAUGUGGAUCAUCUGUUAUAUAUGCUUUAUAUACUGACAUUGGAGGAUAAAUUUUAUAUUAUGUAUUUAGGUA